Solea senegalensis (Senegalese sole) is the source of this 6176-nucleotide messenger RNA. It is a transcript of the gene qki2, whose product is annotated as QKI, KH domain containing, RNA binding 2. Gene Ontology annotation, cellular component: nucleus. Gene Ontology annotation, biological process: regulation of mRNA splicing, via spliceosome. Gene Ontology annotation, molecular function: mRNA binding. The transcript has 7 exons. The coding region runs from base 496 to 1446 and encodes 316 amino acids. Lineage: Eukaryota; Metazoa; Chordata; Actinopteri; Pleuronectiformes; Soleidae. The record is from RefSeq and is a predicted model, not a curated record.
UCGUGCUGCUGCUCUACUGUAAUCAUAUGAUUGGGAGUCGAUCCUCGCUGCAGAAUACCGACACUCUGGGCGGACACAGGCUGAGGAUCCGGGGCGGAGGACACACCAUCACCAUUGUAGAUUUGUAGCCGCCAGACAAGUGCUUGGAGUCGGUCAAAGUGUCAAACAGAGCCAAACUCCCCCCAUUAAGGAACUUUUCCCAAACUCUGGAAAGACUUGGACAGAGGGGGGCCGUUGGGGAAAAGAAGGGUCACACUCACACUAGAAACCGAAGGACAGUCGAUUUAACCCAACGACAGAGGCUGAGGUUUGAGAUUUACACGCUUGAUAGAGAAGUGGUCAGCGGGUCGCGGCCGGUGGAAUCCCCAGGGUCCUUACAUUGCUUGGCGGGGCGUGUGUCUCAUCUCCUGCCCUCUCUUUCUUUCUUUUCUUAAAAUUUCUCAAUAAGUUUUUUUUCCGCCUUAGUUGGGCUAAUCUUUUGUUGAAGCUAAAGUCAUGGUCGGGGAGACAGAGGUGAAGGAGAGACCCAAGUCCAACCCGGACUAUCUAAUGCAGCUGAUGAACGACAGGAAGGUCAUGAGCUCCCUGCCCAACUUCAGCGGCAUCUUCACGCAUCUGGAGCGGCUGCUGGAUGAAGAAAUCGGCAGGGUACGCAAAGACAUGUACAACGACACACUGAACGGCGGCAUGUUCAACGGCCGGGACAUGGAGGAGCUCCCGGAACCUAUCGGCCCGGUGGCUCAGCUGCAGGAAAAGCUCUACGUGCCCGUCAAAGAGUAUCCUGACUUCAACUUUGUCGGGAGGAUCCUGGGCCCUCGCGGUCUGACGGCCAAGCAACUGGAGGCAGAGACAGGAUGCAAGAUUAUGGUGCGAGGGAAAGGCUCCAUGAGAGACAAGAAGAAGGAGGAGAUGAACCGAGGGAAGCCCAACUGGGAGCACCUGAGCGAGGACCUCCACGUCCUGAUCACAGUUGAGGACACACACAACCGGGCCAAGAUCAAGCUGCAGAGGGCCAUCAGUGAGGUCAAGAAACUUCUCGUGCCCGCUGCUGAGGGGGAGGACAACCUGAAGAAAAUGCAGUUGAUGGAGCUCGCCAUCCUCAAUGGGACCUACAGAGACGCCAAUGUCAAGACGCCCACCGCUGCCUUCCCACUAGGAACCCCUCAGGCGCCUCGCAUCAUCACAGGGCCGACACCCGUGCUGCCUCCGACCCUGCGCAACCCCGCCCCCGUCUCCACGCCGACCCUCAUGCCCCUGAUUCGUCAGAUCCAGAGCUCCGCCCUCGUGCCAGGAGGUAACCCACACCCAGCGCUGGUGCAGCAAGGGCCUGAAUCUGGAAUCAUCUACACACCCUACGAGUAUCCCUACACACUUACACCCUCCAUAUUGGAAUACCCAAUUGACUCAACUGGAGUAUUAGGUAUGGCUUUCCCAACCAAAGGCUAAGCGAUAGCAACCCUCCUUCCUAGCACACACAUGGACUGGCUUGCAGAAAGAACCCCCCUCUCCCCCUACCCCCAAAACAUACUUGUCCCACAGAGCAAACACUCAAAGUUUGCCAUUCUUUAGGAUGAUAGGCUCUUUGACAGUCAUUCAAGUAGUCAAGUGUCCAUUCCUGUUCAUUUCCUCUUUGUAUUAGCAGACUAGCGUUGUGGUGUGACAGCUAUUUAACUUGUUUUAAUAGUUCAGCUUCCGCUUAUAUUUUUAACACAUUUUUAGUAAACCUAUAGAUGUUAUAGUGCUGCUGUUUGUGAUUUAAUAUGUGUUAAAGCUUAUCUUGAUCACAGAGCUAUAGCGUGAUUUUUACUUACAGCCGAUGUUGAAUCUACCAGUCGAGCUUAGUCAGUGAUUAGUGGUUUUGAUUAAUAUUUUCUGAAGAAAACAGAAGACCACAAAGCAGCAAAAAUGUUGUCUCUUGUAGCGAGAAGUGAGACAUUUUUGUUUUAUAUUCACCUUCAGCCUUGAACUCUUGGUAAAUCUGGUUUCACUGAUGUUGGUGCCAUGGGUGGACUGUUUGAUGUCUUUCUGAUGAGUAACCGUCUGUGUUCUGUUUUGGGGCGAUGUUAAUGGCUGUUAGCAGGUGCCAUGACUACUAAGGUACGACGCCACGACAAGAGAAUCCAUCCUUACCAAAGGGUAGUGACCACAGACAGAGGUUAGUUAGCUCACCAGCCACUUUAUGUGUAUGUGUGUGUUAGUGUGUGUGCAUGCAGACCAAUGGACCAAUUUCAGUUUACAUGUGUCUGUAACACGGCAUGCCUUAAAAAGAGGGAGAAAUAACUGUAUCGGGUGAGGAGGUUUCACACUGAAGCAGCGGCAGUGCAAAAUGUGAAACAGUAUUUGUUGCAGUGAAAGUGAAGUAAGUGAGCAGAUUGGGAGGAACCAUGUUAGAGGUCACAGCUGCAGCAGUUAUCGUUGCUUGCCUGUUAGAUAAAGUGGACGGCUUACAGGCCAGGACCCUCUCAAUUAGAAUGGAUCACUCCAUUCAUGUGACUCAGUCCUUGUGACUCUGGAUUUGGAGUCCUCUCUUGGAAACUUUUUUUUUUGUCUUAGUGGUUGUUUAUCUCUUUAUUACUACUUUAAUCCUACAAAUACUGUGGGAAUAUUUUAUUUAUACCCAACAUCAUUCCAGUAGGUUUCCACAACUGCUAUUUUUUAUUAUUAUCAUUAUUAUUAUUAUUAUUAUUAUUCUUAAUGAAAUCCUGUGUAAUGCCCAAUGACUAUAUUACACUUAAAGUAACAGUGAUUUUCUUUUUCUGAAGGUCAUUCAAUUCAAUAUGAUCUUCAGGUUUUACUACUAAAACACAGCGUGUGAUAACUACUGAAGUCUGUGUUACAAGCUCUUUUGUAUGAAAUACUGUUGUUUGUGGUCUUAUCAGUCGCCCACUGGACUUUAUCAUUGGGGCUGUUUACAUCAUUCAUACAUUUCCUAGCCAGAGUGGUGCUGUUACCAUGUAUUUAGCUGCAAAAUAAAUUUGUAUAUAGGGAUUUUAAGGAUUUAAGUGCUUUUAUGAAGCUUAUGGAACAAGACCGCUUGGAAAUACUUGUAGUAUUAUUAUUUUUUUUCUAGUUUUUUUUAGUUUGUAAAUUUUUUUUAUUUUUGUUUUUAUGGUAUGCUUUUUAUAGAUGAAGUGUCUCCAUGUAAACUUUAUUCAAAGUGUGUAGCUACUACUGUUUUAGUCACCACGAAGGUGGCAAUGAAGGCAGUGUUAUUCUCUGUGUAUUUAAGAUGAGGCAACCUUCUCGAUUCUCGGCCUCGUGACUGUUAUAUGCAAUAGAAAUGGAAUAGCUAGCUACGAUGUGUGUGUGCGUUCGCGUGUGUAUGUGCGCGCGUGUGUGUGUGUAUGCUCGUGCGUGCAUGUGAGUGUCGGUGCUCUUGUUGUACACAAUGGACAAAAAAACACUAAAAGGCAAUAAAGAUGACUAUUGAAAAAAAAAAACAUCUCAAAAGGAAACCAAAGCCUCUAAAUUCUUGUAGCUAGUCUGUCUAUUGUUAAAUUGUUUCUUAAGUUCUUCUAAAAUCACCAUCUCUUAACCUCUCAUCGCUGUCUCUUACGGCGCCUCUUUGCUUACUGUUGUCAUCAGGUGCUCUUCUAAUACUCCACAGCAGAUCAAUCAAACCAUAAUCAAUAAUCAGUUAAUCACUACUGUUAAUCACCAAGAUCUUAUGCCUGCUGCUAAACAAUACCUCUACUUGUCAGUAAGCGAGAGUAUUACUGAGGCCCAGACACAUUUCUUUGAACAUAAAGGUCAGUCUCUCACCCACAAAGAAACCAUGCUGUCCCCCUCUCUGUCCAUGGUUUCGCUGUCUUGUCUGUGUUAGACGUAGCCCGGCUAGCAUGAUUAGUAUUACUAUAGCAGCAGUCACACAAGAGGAGGAGUAUCUCCUUAAACGUAACCCUGCAAGCGCCUUCAUCAGCACAUAUGAGCGCCGCCGACCAGUCAUUCUUUAUGUCAACACCUGGUGGUUUAUGUAAGUCCAUGUGAAUGGCCGUGGAGGGCUCAUGAAGGUGCUGUGCGACUCCUAAUGUAAUACCCCUCAUGCUGUGUGACUGCAGUAGAUCUGCCUUGUUGUCAUCCUGACGCCACUAGCUGACACUAAUCUCUCUUCUAUCUUUUUUCUUUUUGUGUCCCCUUUUAUGUGCCCUUUUUGUUUCCUUUCCAUGUCUGUCCGUCUCUGUCCGUCUAACUCUAGCUGCCACGGCAACUAACCCAUGACCCCUUGACCUUCUGACAUUUCUGCCCACUGAUGACCCACCCAUCUCUGCCUACUGGCGUGUUCAUUGGCCCACGGCCCCUGACUCUCCCCCAGCUCAGCCAACCAGAGACCAGCCCUUAAGGAACAGCCCGGCUGCUACUGUCUAACCAGCGAACCAGACGACAGCGAUCAUGGGAAUAAACCUCAGGACCCCACCCAUCACCAACUCCCAAACUUUGCCAAACGUGCCUUCCUUACAAAACUCCAAAGCCAGUUUAUGAAGUUUUUUCCUAAGUCCCAGUCUGUCCAUGCAUCCAUGCAGAACCAGUAGCCUUUACUGAGGAUAGGCCUCACACUGGUGAUGGGCUCAAACUAAUCUCUAGCUAUGCCAAACUGUCUCUCUGAGCUCCCCCACCCUUAGCCCACAUCAGGCAAUAAUAAUAAUGACUAUUAAUAAUGGUAACUAUAUUCAUAAUGAUGGUAAUUAUACUCAUCCAGCACAGAAACCCUUUAAAAACACUAAACUGACAGAGAUAUGUUGAUAUUUUGAAGUAUUUUUCCUCCAGCAGGCACUGCUCACUUAUUGUUGGAAACUUUUCUGACUCGCUUCUCCCUUUUUGUUUGGUCUCAAACUGUAUUUAUUUCAUUAUUAUGAUUGGUUUUUAUGAUGUCUCAUGCAUUAACGUGCUUUCCCUCAAAACACCCAACAUGUGAAACAUGUGAGGAUGUCUUUUGUUAGACUGCACUCUCGAGUGCUCAUUUUACCGCAUUUGAAUGAGAACUCGCGAAAUGUCUGCAAGGAAUCUGUUGUUUUUUUUACCACUUGCUUGGCGAAGAAAAGUAACAAACUGGAAUCCAAAAUGCCAAAGUAUGUCCGAGUGUUUCUGACAAAGCACAAACACGUACAGAGAGGAGGUUUGCGAUUCUUUUGCCUACAUCUUGAGGACUUACAAAGCAAUGCCUUUGCCUUUUUCACACUACAGUAUUGUACGAGCUUGAACAACAGUGCCUUUAUUUAUUGAGCGCCAUGGAACAAUGUUACACCUAAAUCUUUUAUCACUACGCAGAGGCUUUGUGCCCAGCAUACAAUUAUGCCAUGUUGAUUUAUGCAGAUUAAUAAGGACUGCAGGAAAUGUGUCGCAGACUAAUCGUAAUCUAGCAUCUAAAUUUUACGGUUGUACAUCCACAACUCCUUUCAAUUCAGACUUUAGUGCCAAACACAAUGACUCAUCUUAUUUGAAAGUGCAAUGCAGUAUUGAAGCUACAGCGUCUCGGAUGUGUAUGUGAGGCUAGUGCGCCUCAAGGCAGCAGUGUUUUAGUAUAUGUUUUCCGUUUGUUUUGUUUGGUAUGGCUGUUUUGUGUUGUUGGGGAUGAAGACGCCCAUACAUACAGUAUAUUUUUGCACGUGUAUCCACUUUUUCGGAGGGUGUGGUGCACUUUUACACAAACGCAAACCAACUGAUGCCUUGCAAUAAAAAAAAAAAAAACAGUUGUAACAUCUGUAACAAGUUUAUAAUGUAUUUUUAUAUUUUAUUUUAUACAUGGAAAUAACAUUAAAUGACCUUUUUCAGAUAAGAACAUUAUGCCUUAUUAUGGAGAUUAAUUUGAUGACUGAACUGCCCUUCAUGUGUCAUUUGUAGUCAUGACCUGAGAAACUGGAAUCUGAUGUGUCAACUUGAGCCUUUGAGAUCAGCAUUGCUUGCCUUCUGUGCCUUUUGUAUAUUAUAAGUGUGACAAUUAACAGUGUAGUAUGACAUUAAUCUACUCUCCAGUGCCAAGUUUAGGUACUAACUGUUACCACUUCUGUGAUUAUUAACCACUUUAAUGGUAUCUGUCACUGCUUUGGAUUCCUUAAAAAAAAAAAACAUGUCUACAAAAUGAAACAAGAUAUGUGUUGAACAAUGAUCUUUUAAAUUUUUAAGUAUUCUAAGCAGGAAUAACUCUUUGUACACCAUUAAACUCAUAGAUGUAAAACUAA